ACACACAAGAUUCUACAAAUGAAAUAAUGAACAUGAGUAUCAGAAGACAACGAGGAGAGGAAUCAGCAUCAUGUCUGUGCAAGGGAACUUCUCAAUCUAUUCCUCAGGAGUCAACGAUACAGACAGUCAUCAAAGCACAUGCAUGAUAAAACCUGAUGAAAGCCAUAAAAUCAUCUUGCCUUGGCUCUAUCUCGCGUUGGCUGUCCUGGGCCUUCCAACCAAUGGAAUAGUCUUGGUGGAUCUUUGGAGAUCAGAGAGGACACCCACUAUCAUCUUCACUUUGAACAUAAUCAUAUCAGACCUGCUGAUGUGCUUCAGUUUUUUCAUCAGAAUAGCCUACUACAAAGAAAACACCAACUGGCAGUCUGGAACUCCAGCAUGCAAAGCAGCAGAAAUGAUCAUUUUCUCGUGCUUCUACAUAAACCUUUAUUGCAACAUGGGCUUUCUUUUGUGGACCAGCAUUAAUCGCUAUACCACAGUGGUAAAACCAGGCUACGCCUUAUUUAAGGUCUUUAAACAUACACAGUCUUGUUGGAUCCUCUGCUUUUUAACCUGGUUGAUUGUCAUCACAGUUGUGGGGGCUAGUAUGGGGGUUAAACUGAGGCUACAAAUGAAUGGGACCUGCUUUGACCAAGUUGUCAAUAGUUACAUUUUCUAUAAAAAUAAGUUUAAUACUAUCCACUGCUUAGGUACGUCAGCAUUCUUCUUCAUCUUGUGCUUGAUGUUGGUCAGCUAUAGCCUGCUGGUCUUCCAUCUGCAGAAAGUAAGGGGAGGAAGUCUAGUCGGUGCUGGAUAUGGGCCCGGGGGAGGUCUAAAGGUUCGUAGGAAGAUCCUGGCUUCAGUCAUAAUGUUUGUACUCUGCUUCCUACCCUACCACGUGCAAAGGAUCAACUUAUUAAUAUCAGAGCAUGAAAACUGUCAGGCAGAGUUCAGGAUUAAAAGGUGUACCAUCUUCAUAGCAGCUCUCAGCUGUUGCCUGCAUCCUGUCCUCCAGCUGGUGUUCCGUUCCCGCUGCUGUCGGGCCAAUCGCAACAACAGGGCCAAACCCAAACCUGACUACUCCAAGAGCCUGGACACACCUCAGAUACAUACUUUAAAUGUGACAGAACACAUUGAAGAGGCAAAAAGAAAUUCAACUGAACGAAGCUGCAAACAAACUGAAGAAUGAGAGAGAGAGAAAAAAAAAUGCUUUGCAACUUUGCUUUUCCUGUGUGAUGCAUGCGGUGAUCUGUGAAACACGCUAACCUCAGGGAAAUGUGUUUUGCAAUCAUUACUCUUCGGCAGAAGCAAACGUUUUGGCCAAUUUACAUGAUAGCAUGGUACCUCAGCAUAUUAAGUUACUUUUUAGUACUUUUUUUCAAUAUACAGUACAUACUAUACAACAACAGUCCUAACUGACUACCUUGAAGCAACGUUUUCUGUAUUAAUGGCAACUAAACUAUUAUUUCAGUAAGGCUUUGUGUUGAUAUUGUGCUAUCUGCUUUUGUAUUUAUUAAUUUAUGUAUUAAAUAUUACAGGCACACAAUAUAUACUUUGCAUAGGCAAAUUGCAUUCAGUACAAUUUAAUGUUAUUCACAGAAACCAUCUUUCUCAAAGUAGGUUGUCUAAAUUUUCUCCAGAGAUAUAACCGACACUUAAAAUGUCCAGAAGCAGAGGUGAGGCUUAACCAUCAGUUCCUCACAUGUCACAAACUUUAUGGAAAUUAUAUUUUGGUCAUCUUUCUGGGGUAUUUUAAAAGAGUUACAAAGGCUGAUCCUAUCAAUGCAUUGUUUGUUGCGGUGCCAGUGGGUAUGAACAAAGUAGUACAAGAGGAACCCCUCAGCAUGUUACUUGCAAAAUGUCUGAUUUUACAACAGAGCUGAGAUACAUUCAAAUUCUGCACAGAAUUCUCUGUUAUGAAAAGAUCAAACAGCACUGAGGUAAUUCAGAAAAACAGAAGUAGUAACCCACAUGGUGCUGUGGCAGAAACAGUCAGAUGUUAUUAACUGCAUUACUUAUUUCAGAGUUUGUACAACCUUUUUAAGGAGGGAAAUUGAAGUAAUUUUCUGUGACUCAAGUAUUUCACACAACUAGCCAGUACUUUAAAGCUCUAAAAAUAAAAUCAUUUUAAAUGUAAUUUUUAGUUAUUGUGGUAAACAAACACUUGUGUAAAAUAAUAAUAAAAACAAAAAUGCAUCAAAUUACCACAAUAACCAGCAGAUGGAAGCAGAGGAACAUUUAUUGGUUGUUCAUUUCUACUUUUUGCUUUAUAAUUUGAUAUUAUAAAGUCACUAAUUUCUUCAAAAUUUUGCACACAUUUGUCUAUGAAGUCACAAAAUUCCUUGAAAAACAAACUUAGAAUAAGAAUCACACAUAAAGCAAGAGUACUCCUUUUAUAAUAACUUAAGCUGUCAGUCAGUUCCGUAUAAUGCUAUAGACGAAUAAUGAUACAUUCAUAUUAUUAGAAAAUGCAGUUAUUAAUGCAAAACAAUAAUAAUUUAUAUAAUAAAAUACCCCCAGAAACAAUGUGUAUUACAUAAGGAGUAAUAAUGCACACCCGAGAUGUAUGGGCCGGAGUUAAUUAUUGCAUUUAUACUAUGGUUACACACCUAAGGACACCGUUUAACUGAUAUAUUUUAAGGCAUUCCUCCGUUUUUUGUCCUAAAAACCCCUGAGUGUAGAGUUAAUUCCUUACGCAUCUCAUCCAACGCCUGCAUUCCAAAACGUCAUUUUAAACCUACAGUAGUAACAGAGACAUGAGCCGUUGAUGCAGACUAAUGCAGUUAAUAAUAAAGUUAUUAGAGAGAGAGAGAGAAUAGGCAUGUGAAUGGAUAAUAAUAGAAUAAACGUAUUGUUGUUUAUAAUAUUUAUUUGCUUGGCCAGUAUCAUUGUGGGUUUUAGUCAUUUUGCUGUUGUAGGCUGUAAAGACCUUUGAAAUAACUUAAAUAAUUUGGUGAAGUGAUAUGGCCAUGUAAUGCGAUCAAGACCUGACUGAAACUACGUUAACCGUGCAUUUCCCUGAAAAUAAUCACAGACCUUAAAACGUUUGUCAGCCAAUCAGAUUCAAGCAUUCCACAGCCCCAUAAUGUAACAAUGAAUGAAUGAAUGAAUGUAUUGGUGCAUUACAGUAGAUGUACUGUUACUCAGAUUAUGCGUACACACAUUUUUUCUUUUGUUGUUGUUGUUUUGUUUUCA
Molecule: messenger RNA, 3174 nt
Organism: Carassius auratus (goldfish)
Lineage: Eukaryota; Metazoa; Chordata; Actinopteri; Cypriniformes; Cyprinidae
Product: P2Y purinoceptor 14-like
Exons: 2
Coding region: 71-1168 (365 amino acids)
Biological process (GO): G protein-coupled receptor signaling pathway
Cellular component (GO): plasma membrane
Molecular function (GO): G protein-coupled receptor activity
Source: RefSeq, a predicted model, not a curated record